Penicillium maclennaniae is the source of this 348-nucleotide messenger RNA. Its product is annotated as quercetin 2,3-dioxygenase. Lineage: Eukaryota; Fungi; Ascomycota; Eurotiomycetes; Eurotiales; Aspergillaceae. Bases 1 to 348 code for a protein of 115 amino acids. The record is from RefSeq and is a predicted model, not a curated record. The transcript has a single exon.
AUGAUGUCUUUGCCAUUUUCUAAUCAGCCUCCCGCGGACCGGGUACCAUAUGCCAUCCCCCAGCUUGAGGGAGAGCGCAUCACCAUCCCCGGCAGCAAAGGAGUCUUCCGUAUCCUCACCUCUUCCAAGCAGACCAAUGGCUUGAUGGCCGUCUUCCAGAGCGGUGCGACUCUUUCGGAUGCCCCUGGUUUCCACUACCACAACAAGGCGCACGAUGUCUUCCUGGUCACGAAGGGCUAUUUGAAGCUGUGGAAUGGAGACAAGUGCCGGAUCAUGGGUCCAGGCGAUUUUGCCUAUGUGCCUCCGGGUAGGGAUUCGGAGCCCAGUGCGAUAUCUAUUUCGAUCUAA